Messenger RNA from Anneissia japonica, 276 nucleotides. RefSeq names its product serine/threonine-protein kinase SMG1-like. Gene Ontology annotation, cellular component: nucleus. Lineage: Eukaryota; Metazoa; Echinodermata; Crinoidea; Comatulida; Comatulidae. The transcript has 2 exons. The annotation marks the transcript as partial. The record is from RefSeq and is a predicted model, not a curated record. Gene Ontology annotation, molecular function: kinase activity.
UUAAAAAUAUUUUGAUUUUAGGGGAUGAGUGAGCAAACCGCAAGGAAGGAUUGGCCAAUUUCUGUCAUGAAGACAGUCUUACAAGAACUCAUAAGGGAAACUCCAGGAGAUCUGCUUGCAAAGGAGUUGUGGUGCUGCUCAAGCAGUGCUUCUGAAUGGUGGGCUGUCACUCAAGCUUAUUCAAGGUCAACAGCGGUCAUGUCAGUCAUUGGUUACAUCAUUGGUCUUGGUGAUAGACAUUUAGAUAAUGUGCUGGUUAAUGUUAUGACUGGAGAU